Messenger RNA from Macadamia integrifolia, 1383 nucleotides. RefSeq names its product ubiquitin-conjugating enzyme E2 34-like. The transcript is spliced from 10 exons. Bases 360 to 1115 code for a protein of 251 amino acids. Lineage: Eukaryota; Viridiplantae; Streptophyta; Magnoliopsida; Proteales; Proteaceae. The record is from RefSeq and is a predicted model, not a curated record.
CAUACCAAAGGUCUCUAUUUCUGUUUAUUUGCACAAUCGUCUAUCAGGCAACCGAAAGAGCUCUUCCGACUUCCUCGUCCCCUUCCUUUUGUGAAGUGAACGCCAACCAAAAAGGGCAACCGUUAAUCCGGAGAUAAAAUCGAAUUGGAUAGAUCCUUGCUCUCGAGUCGGAUAUCUAAUGCCAGAUUGUUCGUGAUUAUAUAUACCGUCGUCGAUUCCUCUAAGAAUCGAUUCGUUAAAAUCUUGGUGGUUGAGACGGUCAUGAACUGAGCUGGCAUAUUGAAGCUUUAGUGGUGGAAGAAUAGAAAGAAGACUCCAGGGUUUUACAAUCACUUUGGUACUCUGAAGCUGCUGUCACAAUGGUGGAGAAGUCUUGUGUUAAGCGCCUUCAGAAGGAAUACAGAGCUCUCUGUAAAGAACCAGUUUCCCAUGUAAUGGCUUGCCCCUCACCAAAUGAUAUCCUUGAAUGGCGUGAGUACAGUAUCUCUCUACUUUGUUGUGGAUAUUACGUAUUGGAGGGAAGUGAAGGAACACCGUUUGCAGGUGGUUAUUAUUAUGGAAAGAUUAAAUUCCCUCCAGAGUAUCCAUUCAAACCACCAAGUAUCAGUAUGAUUACUCCAAAUGGACGGUUCAUUACACAGAAGAAAAUCUGCUUGUCCAUGAGCGACUUUCACCCAGAAAGUUGGAAUCCUAUGUGGUCCAUAUCAAGCAUACUUACAGGGCUUCUGUCAUUCAUGAUCGACAACAGUCCUACCACUGGCAGUGUUUCAACUACUGCUGCUGAAAAGCAACGGUUGGCAAAGGCUUCACUUGCUUUCAAUUGUAAGAUCCCAAUAUUUAGGAAAAUGUUCCCAGAAUACAUAGAGAAAUACAACCAGCAACAGUUUGCAGGGGAGUCACUGUCAAAGCAGUCACUAAUUUCGCAUCCAAAGGAAGAUCAGAAAAGCUUAGAAGCAACAUCUGAAUAUACCACAAGGCCAGAAGAGCAAAACAGAGUAAUCCUUAAUGAUGCGAGAAAUAAGAAAAGAGGAUCGCAGAAACUCCCUGUUUGGUUGUUGAUGUUGCUUGUUUCCAUCUUCAGUAUUGUGAUGGCCCUACCUCUUCUCCAAACUUGAAGCAACUAGGAAAUGAAAACCGUCUGGUACUCUGGUGUCAGUCCACAAAAGGCUUCUAACAACGUUAAAAGGACAGUAACUAAAUUCUGUAUUGGAUCUGGACCCGGGACUCUUGACUAAUUAGAGGAAGAGAUUGAGAACUUGUCAAUGAAAAAUAGACCGAUUCACUCGCCAUCUUGUCUCCCAAGGCGUUGGCUGGACAUUUGCUGCCGUGCUGGUGUCAUUUAAAUUUCCCUUGAUAUGCAUCUUUUGGUAUUUUGCUUUUAAA